UUCAAACGUGAAGUGAGCCCACCAUUUUCACUGCUCAGUCACAGAGAAGCUCUGAAGCUCAGAGCUGCAGAAACCUUCCAAGAUUCAUUCUCCGGUCGGAGAUUUUGCCUCUUCGAACCCGCUAGCCCAUGGAGAAUUCGGCUGCCGAGAGUCUCCGAGCUCGCAAUGAAGAAGAAUCAGCUUCAGAUUCCCUCCACAGUUCCCAGGCAUGUGAUCAAAAGGAAACAAGUGGAGAGAGCUCCUUCAUUCAACAGUCUAGGCGGCCAAAUCUGUCCUCUCUUCAAAUACCUACGAGAUCUCUAGAAAGUGCUAUGUCUUCUUUUAUUCGAAUAGAUAUCCCUUCAAGUCCUAGUUCCACUAGAGCUGGACUACCUCCCAGACCCAAUUCGGCCAAGAUUAGAUCAUCAGUGAAAAAUCUGCUUCCUCAAAGAAGCUUUCGGACAAAAAAUGUGUCCCAUGAAAUUGAGAAGACAGUUCUCGUGAUCCCAGAUAUGCUUCCUUCAGAUGGCUGUCCCGAUAAACCUUCUACUUCAAGGUCAUUUUCUCUCAAUAAAAUCUUUUUCCCUUCCUCAGCAAAAGCAGAUUCUCUGCCUGCUACACCAAUCUCAAGUUCAGGUUCUGAGACUGCACAGCAAAGAAAUCAGGAAACUGCACACUGUUCUAAACCAGAAGUUAAGCAUCAUAUUACGCGCUCAUUCUCAGUUCCAGUGAACAUUAAGAAUAGAAGUCUAAGGCGAACAGAUUCUGGGGGUCUUAUCCGUGUAAUUCCAGCCACACCUCGUCCUCCAGCUGCUGAACAUCAAUCCCCAAAUGAUGGUGUAACAGAAGAUAUUGCUACUGAAGACAAUGGUGAAGAUAUUCCAGAGGAAGAAGCUGUUUGCAGAAUUUGUAUGGUUGAGCUUGCUGAAGGAGGCGAGACUCUCAAAAUGGAAUGUAGCUGCAAGGGAGAACUUGCACUUGCUCACCAAGAAUGUGCAAUCAAGUGGUUCAGCAUCAAAGGGAACAAAACUUGUGACAUCUGUAAGCAGGAUGUCCGAAACUUACCAGUAACAUUACUAAGACUACAACGCCCUCAGACUGUAAUUAGAAGAUCACAAAAUGUCCCUCAACAGAGAGAAGUCACUCGGUACAGGGUGUGGCAGGAUGUACCAGUCCUUGUCAUGGUCAGCAUGCUUGCUUACUUUUGCUUUCUGGAGCAACUUUUGGUUUCAGACUUGGGACCCCGUGCACUUGCAAUAUCUUUGCCAUUCUCUUGUGUUUUAGGUCUCCUUUCUUCCUUGAUUUCUUCGACAAUGGUGAGCAGGAGUUACAUAUGGGCAUAUGCAUCCUUUCAGUUCGCAAUUGUGAUCCUUUUUGCUCAUAUUUUUUACACUAUACUUAAUGUAAAUGCUAUUCUCUCGGUCCUCCUCUCCUCGUUCACGGGAUUUGGGAUUGCCAUCAGCACCAACUCCCUCCUUGUGGAGUAUCUUAGAUGGAGGGCAAGUAGGCAACAGAGACAAUCGCACCCAUAUGCGGAUAGAGCUCCACGGGAUCGACAGCAGCGUGAAGUACAGCAGGGACAGCAGCAAGAGAACCAAAACCAGGUCCAUCAUCAACAAACAACAGACGUUCAAAGUGCGGCGCCCACAGAAAGUUCAAUGCAGCAAGAACCAGUGGUCCGGAGCACGUAAUUCAUAAUGUCAGAUUCUAUCGCAUUGGCAAUGGCUCCAGGUGACUGCACUAUCAACAUAGUCAACUUCUCGUCAUAGAACUGCCCAGCCCGUAUGAGAAUUAGAUGUGAGAUACAGAACGAUAAAAUGCUUCAAACUAGCGGUUUGAAUCUAUUAAGCUUUGUGGGCUAAGGGUCCUAUCAAGGAUUUAGGUUCAAUAUAAGGCAAGUUUCGACAGCUGAUGUACCUUAUGAAACAACAGUUGAUGUCUCAGGGCUGUAACUUUUUCUUCGACUUUUUUCCUGAGAACGUUCAAAUUGUAAAUCCAUAAAGGCUUAUUGCCAUGAUUGUCUACUUCAAUGCGAAGUUUUCGUAGUUAUUGGUUUGGAA
Messenger RNA from Punica granatum (pomegranate), 2039 nucleotides. The record is from RefSeq and is a predicted model, not a curated record. Lineage: Eukaryota; Viridiplantae; Streptophyta; Magnoliopsida; Myrtales; Lythraceae.